This is a messenger RNA of Mangifera indica (mango), 1908 nucleotides long. Its product is annotated as putative pentatricopeptide repeat-containing protein At3g05240. Gene Ontology annotation, molecular function: protein binding; RNA binding. NCBI's taxonomy places the organism in Eukaryota, Viridiplantae, Streptophyta, Magnoliopsida, Sapindales, Anacardiaceae. The record is from RefSeq and is a predicted model, not a curated record. Gene Ontology annotation, cellular component: intracellular membrane-bounded organelle. Gene Ontology annotation, biological process: RNA modification.
CCUGCAUAAGUUCUUGCAGCUCUCCAUUAUUUUUAUGUGAAAGGUAAAAUGCCAAAACUACAAAGGACCUUUGAGUAAUUCACACAACCCAAAGACCAAAGUCACUGAUGUAUAGAGCUAUUCGCUAUUUUACUGUCCAUCUCUCUGCACUUGAGGCCUAAAUAUGAAGCACAUGAAGAAACACUACGACACCAUUUUGUCACUCUUAGAAACAUGCAGAACCAUGAGAGAAUUGAAACAAUUACAUAGUCUGAUGAUCACUACAUCAGUUAUCAAAGAUAUAAUCCCCUUGAGCAAACUCAUUGAAUUUUGUACAACUUGUGAAUUUGGCAAUCUCAACUAUGCAAAAUCGGUUUUUUGCCAAAUUCGUCAACCCAGUGUCUAUAUUUGGAACUCUAUGAUCAAAGGGUACUCUAACAGUGAUACCCCACAUGAGGCAUUGUUUCUGUACAGGGAAAUGCUACAAAGGGGUCACUCAGCGGAUCAUUUUACAUAUCCUUUUGUGCUUAAAGCUUGUUCAAUUGUUUAUGAUAUUGAGCAUGGGAAGUGUAUUCAUAAUCACGUUUUGAAAACUGGAUUUGAGGUGAAUGUCUAUGUGUCUACUUGCUUGCUUAAUAUGUAUGUAUCUUGUCAAGAUAUGAAAUCAGGAUUACAAGUGUUUGAUAAAAUUCCCAAGUGGAAUGUCGUAGCUUGGACCAGUCUGAUAGCUGGGUAUGUUAAUAAUGAUUGUGUUUGUGAGGCUAUCAGAGUGUUCAAGGAUAUGGAGAAUUUGAAUGUGGUGCCUAAUGAGAUAACUAUUACUCAUGUUCUUGUUGCGUGCAGUAGGAGUAGAGAUUUAUCUACUGGUAAAUGGGCUCAUAAUCGUGUUUGUGAACUUGGUUAUGAUCCCUUUGAGUCAAGGCCUAACCAUAAUGUGAUUCUUGCAACUGCUAUUGUUGACAUGUAUGCUAAAUGUGGCAGCUUAAAAGUUGCCAGGGAUUUGUUCAACAAGAUGCCUAAGAGAAACUUGGUUGCUUGGAAUUCAAUGAUAGCUGGUUAUAAUCAAUGUGGGCAAGCUGAAGAAGCAUUUGGUCUUUUCUAUGAUAUGCGUUUUAUUGGGUUUGAUCCAGAUAAAGCUACCUUCCUGAGUGUGAUAGGUGCCUCUGCUAAGUUGGGUGCUUUGGCCUUGGGACAAAGUCUUCAUGCUUAUGUAUCAAAACUGGGCAUUGACAGAGAUGUUGCUAGAACAGCUUUAGUGGACAUGUAUGCCAAACUUGGAGAUGCAGAUACUGCUAGGCGCAUUUUUUGUGAUAUGCAGACCAAAGAUGCCAUGGCAUGGACUAGCAUGAUUAUAGGCUUAGCUAUGCAUGGACAUGGGAAAGAGGCACUGAGCAUUUUCAAGAGAAUGAAAGAGGACCCUAAUGUGACUCCCGACCAAAUUGCAUACAUUGGAGUUUUAUGUGCCUGCAGUCAUGCUGGACUGAUUGAAGAGGGUAAAAGACACUUUGCUGAAAUGAGAGAGGUUUAUGGCAUAUUGCCUUCAAUAGAACACUAUGGUUGCAUGGUUGAUCUUUUAAGCCGAGCCGGUCGAUUCAAGGAAGCAGAGAGAUUAGUAGAGCAAAUGCCAGUCAAACCAAAUGCUGCAGUAUGGGGAGCUCUCUUGAAUGGAUGUGAAAUAUAUGAAAAUGUAAAAUUGGCAAAACUGGUAAGAAGUCGCAUAGGAGAGUUGGAACCUCUUGGUAGUGGAGUUCACGUGCUUCUUUCUAAUAUAUAUGCUAGGGCUGGUAGAUGGCAAGAUGUCAAAAGGGCCAGAGAGUUCAUGAAGAACAGAAACAUUGUAAAAACCCGUGGCUACAGUGCAGUUGAAAUGCAAUUAUUGACCAGAGUAUUUUGAUGCUUACAGUCUUUGGUGAUUUUAUUUGACAGUCA